AUGCCUCUGCCAAAGGCUCUGCGACGACCAGCUCACACACGCCAGACCACGAAUCUCGUCGAUGGCGUGCUGCCUGAUCAGGAGGAUGCCUCGGGUGAUCAACGAGCUGCCACUGGAGGGGUCGUACGAGAGGGGAACGAGCACGCCAAUCUUGCCCGACCCGCUUCCCUUGAUCACAACGGAAGAGCGAUCUCGCGCACAGCCACCCCCUCUACCGAGUCGACUGAGGAAAAUUUCAAAGCGGCGCUGCUCACUUCCGGAGAAGACACCGCGGCGCUGGAUGCACGCUACGAAACGUCCAAGUGGGAAUGCUGGGCGUAUUAUGUCUACUACAUUGGGAACAGCGGUUUAGGCCCGUUCAACUAUUCGCCCUCUCAAGCUCAGAACCUCUUGACUCUAGCUGCGGAGAAGGCUGGCAACGGCACAUGCGGGGGCGAUGCACAGCCUGUAUGCAGACUCCGCUGGGCCGGUCAGGAUCGGACUGUGCAAAGUAUUGUGCUGCUCGCUAAUGGAAUCUCGUGAGUGCAUAGCGAUCGCGGGCUCGGGCUGUUCUUUGAAUGGAUGAACGUGCCCCGAACAGUCGGGCUUAGCUAGGCGCUGUCUCGGGCUGAUGGGCGCGGUCUUAGGCAGGAAGUCUUGGUCGGACCGUGUUGUAGGCCUUGGGCAGACGUUCUUCGUCGCGUGAACCCAAGUGCAGCUACAUCAGUCAGCCUUCGUGGAUGCUGUUCUUCUCCGCUGUCGUCUGAUCCUAACGCACGUCUUCGAUGCGAUCACCGUUGCUCCUUGCAUCAAGCUUUGCGAUACAGGCAGCACUCUUCCUGAUCAUCGGUAGCAUGGCAGACUACGGCAGGUGGAGACCUUAUGUCCUGAUCGUUUCUACUCUGAUCAGCAUCGGAAUUUCGUUUGCCUGGCUUGGUGUGACGGACGCGGACAAUUGGCGCGUGGGCAUUGCCCUCUACAUCCUGGGGCUGAUAGGCUAUCAAGUCUCGUUGACGUACUGGACUAGCGCAUUCCCGGGUUUAGCCAGGAAUCUACCAGAGAUGCGGGAGUCGGCAGAGAAAUUACAAGAAGUCCCUCCUCGCACCACCCCGGAAUCACACCACGAGCUGGACACCAUGACCCGCAAUCGGAUCGCAAAUAUCGCAUUCGCAGUCUGUUCUGCUGGCGAGCUGGUCGUGCUAGCCAUCAUACAAGGGAUGCUCGUCGCUCUCCAUAGCGACGCGUCGACCGAAUCCAACACUCGCGCAUUGUCCAUCGUGACCGCCUUUUCAGGAGGAGUGUGGUUCCUGGUCGCGCUGCCUUGGUUCAUUUUGGAAAAGCACAGACCAGGUCGAAAGCUACCCGCAGGUCACUCGUACCUUACAGCAGGUAUAGUCACUGCUUGGACUACCGCCAAGCACAUUUGGCAGCUGAAGCAGUCACUGCUCUACCUUGCGUUCUACUUCAUCAUGGGCGACGCUCUCAAUACCUCGGUCACCGUCAUCUCAACUGUCCAGAAUCAACUCAUCUCCUUCUCGGGUCAGACCUUCAACCUGCUGCUCAUUGUCGGAAUCGCCGCUCAGGGUGUAGGCAUCUACUCCUUUUGGCGCAUACAAAAACACUUCGCGCUGACCACAACGACAAUGCUACGUUGGGUCGUUCUCUUCAUUAUUCUCCUGCAACUCUGGGGUCUCGUUGGCAUUUGGACCCUUAAAUUUGGCUUUCACAAUGUCUGGGAGGCAUACGCAUAUCAAGCUUUCUAUGGCUUGGUAGUCUGUCCAUGGUACGCUUACUCGCAAACGGGCAUUUCCGAAGCCUCGCCCAAAGGCUACGAAUUUGCUUUCUUCAGCCUUCUCAACCUCGUGGGCAGGACAUCUUCCUUUAUCGGACCUUUUGUCUCUUCGGCGAUUGCGCAAUACGGCAACGAGAGCUACCCUUUCGGAUUCUUGCUGGGCAUGGCAGUGCUGGGAGGUCUGCUGUUGAUUCCUAUGGACGCAAAGAAGGGAAGACAGCAACAAGCUAGAUUCAUUGCAAGACAGAGCCGAGAUGCCAGAACACAGGCUAUGCUGCAGGCCGCGACUCAUCAGCAGUCUCUACAAGUCACCUCUCGUACCUCAAAAGAUCUCCAAGAUGCCAAUGUCGUAUAA
Molecule: messenger RNA, 2126 nt
Organism: Ceraceosorus bombacis
Lineage: Eukaryota; Fungi; Basidiomycota; Exobasidiomycetes; Ceraceosorales; Ceraceosoraceae
Source: the annotation of a GenBank genome assembly